This is a messenger RNA of Scomber japonicus (chub mackerel), 1542 nucleotides long. RefSeq names its product UAP56-interacting factor-like. Lineage: Eukaryota; Metazoa; Chordata; Actinopteri; Scombriformes; Scombridae. The coding region runs from base 94 to 1053 and encodes 319 amino acids. Gene Ontology annotation, biological process: mRNA export from nucleus. The transcript is spliced from 9 exons. The record is from RefSeq and is a predicted model, not a curated record. Gene Ontology annotation, molecular function: mRNA binding.
GCUUCAGAGGAGACGAGGAGUUAGCAGGCUACCGACCACUGUUGUAUUUCUUUUUUGCUCUCGGUGUUGCCUGUUGGGUUUUUUUUAAACAUUAUGAACACAAGUGAAUUUACAGCAGGUCGGGGGAGAAAACCAGCGGCGCCCGACAAAGUGGACAUGUCACUAGAUGACAUCAUUCGGUUGAACAAAAAAGAACAACAGUUAAAAAGAAAACAGGCCACCAUGAAUCGCCGACCUGUCAAGAAGAAAGGCCUGUUAACCCAGGGGAAGGGAGUCUCACCCAGGACCGGUGGACCUGUCCAAAGAGGAGGUGGUGUGUCCCGAGGUGGACCCUCUAAAUUAAGAAACAGAAGGGUCCCUCCUCUUCCGGGUCGACGGCGGGGUCAGGGGGUUAUCACUGGGCUGGCAGCCAGGAGGCCAGCUGCCCUGCUCAAACGGGUCGGCUCACUCAACAGAGCAGCAUUCAACCAGAAAACGAGACAGAAAACAAUGCCGUUCAUUCAGCGCACUGAGACCCAGUACAGAAAGCCAGAGGUCCAGAGGCGGCCGUACAGACAGCCCGACUUACAGAGAGCCCAGAAUGCAACAGCGGUCAGGAGACCAUUUCAGCUUCGGCGACGACCACUGCCGCCUGUCCAGCAGACUCAGAGGGAAGCGCGCCAGGCCACAUUUCUUUUCCGCAGAGGACUCAAAGUACAAGCCCAGGUGCAGAAACCAAUUCCUCGUGCACCUCCCGUCAGGACUCGCCAGUGGCGUACAUCAACAACCAACAAUGGUAUCUUGACUGUUUCAAUUGACAACCCCACAGCUAGGACCCAGCCUGAGCCUCCCACGGCUUGGACCCUGCAUCCCCCUACUGCCAGCUCUGCUUCCGUCAAGGUGGACACUGUGGAGAAGAAGAUACCAAAAGGGGUGUCCCUCCAAUUUGACAUCAACAGUGUUGGGAAACCGCAGACAUCAAUGACUUUGAAUGAGCGAUUCCGUAUCCUAAAAGAUCGGCGCACCGCCACAGCACAAACCAGCAAAGGCAGCCGAUUCGUUACCGUGGGUUAGACGGCAAGAAAAAGAGUGACAAAUAAUAACUCUGAUGCCCUUUUUUUGUCCUGCUCAGACCUGCACAGUGAACCCCACCUUUGUAUGGAUGGAUGGUACGUGCUGACCCACUAAUUGACUUUUCUAACGAGAGAGAGAGAGCAACAGUGGAAACAAACGAGUACAAAGUGCACAACUGCUCAACUGUGACAACUCAAGUGUGCAAGUGUCACCGGAAGAGUUUGUUUUACAUCAGUUUUACUCACUGUUCAUAUCAUUGUACUCAACUGUCUGUGUUGUGGAGGUCCAGCUCUGGGAAAGAGUCAUUUUCUUCCCUUUGGACACAGAACUGUCAACACUAUUCUGAAGACUGCUUGGAAUUAUUUCUUUUCAGAGAGGAUUGCUAUGUAUUUGCUAGGGAGGCAUGUAUGUUCUCAGUACCUUUUUCUGACAUUUUUGAGAAUUGUUUUGUAAUGUUUCUUCAAAUAAAUGAGUUACUCUUUUCAAAAA